Loxodonta africana (African savanna elephant) is the source of this 622-nucleotide messenger RNA. RefSeq names its product brain protein I3 (gene BRI3). The record is from RefSeq and is a predicted model, not a curated record. The coding region runs from base 66 to 443 and encodes 125 amino acids. Lineage: Eukaryota; Metazoa; Chordata; Mammalia; Proboscidea; Elephantidae. The transcript is spliced from 3 exons.
UCCCCGCCGGAGCGGAGCGGAGCCGAGCCGGAACCGGGAGCGGAGCCCGAGCGGGGCCGCCCGCCAUGGACCACAAGCCCCUGCUGCAGGAGCGGCCCCCCGCCUACAACCUAGAGGCCGGCCCGGGCGACUAUGCGUGCGGCCCGCACGGCUACGGGGCCAUCCCCGCCGCGCCGCCGCCGCCGCCCUACCCCUACCUCGUCGCAGGGCUGCCCACCCACCACCCCAGGGUCUACAGCAUCCAUAGUCGAGAUGUCACCCGGUACCCCGCCAACUCCAUCGUGGUGGUCGGAGGCUGCCCAGUCUGCAGAGUCGGGGUUUUGGAGGACUCCUUCACCUUCCUGGGCAUCUUCUUGGCCAUCAUCUUGUUUCCCUUCGGGUUUAUCUGCUGUUUCGCCUUGAGGAAGCGAAGAUGCCCCAACUGUGGAGCAACCUUUUCCUAAAGGGAACACACCAGGCUUUCCUACACCGUUAUCUUUUCUAAUGUAAAUGUUGUGUACAAUAGCUUUAUCAGACAAAGCUUCAGGACUGUUUUGUAAAGUCAGGUGGGAUGAGUGCUGGGGUCCCGGGGCUCAGGUCUGGAAACCCAGGGUGAUGGCAACUCAAUAAAGCACUGCUUCUA